AACACCGAACGUCCAAAGGUGGCGGUAAGACGUAGCUGCAGCCACGACUGCUACGCUGCAAGCGUUACCAAUCGGCUCAGAGAAAGAACCAGGAGGUAACAGGGGCCGCACUAUCAUCUACAGUGAAAGAAGGGGAGUCGACGAGCGAGCAAAACAAAACCAUUUUCUUCAACGGAGCACCUGAGUUGCCUUUUAGCAGUCCUAACAGUUCGGGAAAAAAAAAACACUGAAAACAUCGUCUAGAAGGUGGACAGUCCGCUGCCUGGUCACUCGUGGUAACUCUCCGCCAUGCCUUUUCCCUUUGGCAAGUCCCACAAGUCACCUGCGGACAUCGUCAAGAACCUUAAGGACAGCAUGACCGUGCUCGAGAAGCAUGACAUCUCAGAUAAAAAGGCAGAAAAGGCUGCAGAGGAGGUGUCAAAGAGCCUGGUAGCUAUGAAGGAAAUCCUGUAUGGGACAAAUGAAAAGGAGCCGCAGACAGAAGCAGUGGCCCAACUAGCCCAGGAGCUCUACAACAGCGGCCUGCUCGGCACCCUGAUCGCAGACCUUCAGCUCAUCGACUUCGAGGGUAAAAAAGAUGUAGCCCAGAUCUUCAACAACAUCCUGAGGCGCCAGAUUGGCACUCGGACACCUACUGUAGAGUACCUGUGUACCCAGCAAAACAUCCUUUUCAUGUUGCUGAAAGGGUACGAGUCCCCAGACAUCGCCCUAAACUGCGGCAUCAUGCUGAGGGAGUGCAUCAGACACGAACCCCUGGCCAAGAUCACACUGUGCUCGGAGGAGUUCUAUGACUUCUUCAGAUACGUGGAGAUGUCCACAUUCGACAUUGCCUCAGAUGCAUUCGCCACUUUCAAAGACCUCCUAACAAGACACAAGCUACUGAGUGCUGAGUUUCUGGAGCAGCAUUAUGACAGAUUCUUCAGUGAAUAUGAGAAGUUACUGCACUCAGAAAACUACGUGACUAAACGGCAGUCCCUCAAGUUGCUCGGGGAAUUGCUUCUCGACAGGCACAAUUUCACCAUAAUGACGAAAUACAUCAGCAAGCCCGAGAACCUCAAACUAAUGAUGAAUCUGCUGCGGGACAAGAGCCGCAACAUCCAGUUCGAGGCUUUCCAUGUGUUUAAGGUGUUUGUAGCCAACCCCAACAAGACGCAGCCCAUCCUGGACAUCCUGCUGAAGAACCAGACCAAACUAAUUGAGUUUCUCAGCAAGUUCCAGAAUGACAGAACAGAAGACGAACAGUUCAAUGAUGAAAAGACUUACCUAAUCAAACAGAUCAGGGACCUAAAGAGGCCCGCACCCCAGGAGGCCUGAGGAGGUGUGCAGAAGCGCAAGGCCGGAGCCGCCAGGACCAUGUCUGGAAAACAUCCAGACGGUGUCGGCUUAAUGGACCCAUCGGCAGCAGCUGCUCUGGUUUUUGAACAAAACUGAGGAACAAAUAAAAACAAAACAAACCCACAUCAGCUCAUCAGGAGGUCGUCAGCUCUUCUGCCCCUCAGAACAAUAAAUAUUGUUUGUCUUUUCUUUCAGAAGAUGUCAGAAAAUAGUAGAUGCUGCUGAUUUUAUGUUGCCACGUCAGUUCAUCACACAUAAAGAACAAAUCAAUUGAAACUAGGGCAGGCUUUCUGAGAGAUGCAACAAAUAUCAAUCAUAGAUACACACACGGGCGUAUCUUAACAUGCAUCCUAAAACACGCAUACAUCUGCUGUGAGACUGUCACUGAGGACAUCUGGAUAAAUGGUACGAACAAGAGCAUCAGAACUAUUGUUGCAUGCCCUGAAAUAUGACAGAUCCAUGGCUGUCCCUGGCGUUGGUGCCGCAACGUCUGGCCCCCACAUUCAGAUUCACGUUCAUCCCAGCAGCCGCUUUAGUUUGCAUUCUGGCCUUUAACAAAGCAACCAUGAUUCCUUUUACAGAGGACAAGCUCUCAGAUGCCAUUAGAACCAUUAAUUACCUCCUGCGUACUUUAUGACACAAGCACAGUAGGAGGGAGGGUUUUAAGGUAUAAAGUAGUUAAAGCCCAUGAUUUGGGGCCCUUUAUUUUUUAAUUAUCUGGGGCAGGGUGAUCGUGUACAUAUGCCUUUUUUGCUUUAGUAGAUUUUUGUUUAAUCUCAACAUAAAUCUAUAAAUAUAUAUAAAUAUAUAUAUAUAUACACACGUUAACUGUUUUUGGUUGUCAUCAAGUUACUUUCUGGAGCAUAAGAAAAGGGACCUUGUUUGCUUUUCACUUACUGUUGAAGUGAUUGCUUGUGGGGUUGCUUUGUACAUAACUUAAAGGGCCAGCUCACAUUUAGCUAACCUGUAGGAUCUUUAACAAUUUUGUACAGCAGAGGAAUGUCAUAGCAACAGCUCUGGGUCUGUUUAUUGUUUUUUUUUUUCCCCUUCAUCUACAUUUUGAGGAUCUCUGCUGAAAAUGUUCGGGGGAGCCUAGGGAAGAGUAGAGCAUUAACAACAUUAAAUUGAGUGUGUUUGCACUUUGUGAGGUGCUGGGUCUUUAUUUCUCCUCACUGGAGCAGUUUUCUGCUUCUUCCUGUUUUCUUACCGCUUUGGUUAGUAACAUCAGAGUGCCAUGUUAACCCCCACAGUUUGAGCUUGGUGUUGCCCUCUCUUACCCUAACCCCACUCUUUGUGUUUGAGCCUUUUAUAAUUCCAGUAUAAUGGUGAGUGUAAAGCAUUGUGGGUAGCAGUGUUUCUGGGUGUGCUAAAACUGAGAACAAAUGAUAAAACCACACCUUCAUUUGCAGUGAAUGAGAUUCUUAGUGUAACACGAUCAGAUUGGAAAGCAUCUCAGAGCAGAUGACACUACUGUAAGAGCCCAGAGUCCCCUUCAUUCACUCUGAACAUGCAUGUUGCUCAUCUGGCUGUGCAUGAUGAUGUACUAAAGAUUGUACUGGACCCACCCCGACCCCCACCCCCUCCUUCCAGCAUUAGACAGUAUUGAAAUGACAGAAUAAAUUCUUGUUGACUUUAACUCCAGUUUCAGCAGUGGGUGUGUGGGAGUGUUCCUGAUGUGUCAAAGGCCUGAGCCCAACAAUUCAAUAAACAUUUGAGAUAAAAUA
Molecule: messenger RNA, 3059 nt
Organism: Girardinichthys multiradiatus
Lineage: Eukaryota; Metazoa; Chordata; Actinopteri; Cyprinodontiformes; Goodeidae
Gene: cab39
Product: calcium binding protein 39
Exons: 9
Coding region: 289-1314 (341 amino acids)
Biological process (GO): intracellular signal transduction
Molecular function (GO): protein serine/threonine kinase activator activity
Source: RefSeq, a predicted model, not a curated record